CUCACACUCCCAGAGGCUAUUUCGGCAAUUUUGUCAACGAUUGAGACAAUAAGAUUGCGGCAUGAAGCCCAAGCCGAUCUUGAGGCGAUAUUCAAACAACACGAAAAGAAGAAGCUGCAACAUGCGUUUUUGCUGAGGUGUUCGCCUCGUCAGGCAGUGCAAUCCAAGGCUGACGAGAGGCGAAACAAUUAUCGACAUUUUCUGAAGAGUGUUGAUGAUGAAUUAGUCAUUCCUUGCGCUCUUGGCCUUGGACAAACAACUAUUGGAUGCAUGAGAGAACAUAUACGCCUUCGUCUUCCGUCAGCCAUUCAA
Aspergillus uvarum CBS 121591 is the source of this 312-nucleotide messenger RNA. RefSeq lists its product as uncharacterized. The transcript has a single exon. The annotation marks the transcript as partial. The record is from RefSeq and is a predicted model, not a curated record. NCBI's taxonomy places the organism in Eukaryota, Fungi, Ascomycota, Eurotiomycetes, Eurotiales, Aspergillaceae.